Ectocarpus sp. CCAP 1310/34 is the source of this 1975-nucleotide messenger RNA. NCBI's taxonomy places the organism in Eukaryota, Phaeophyceae, Ectocarpales, Ectocarpaceae. The record is from the annotation of a GenBank genome assembly.
UUUCUCGCUUUUUUGCUGCUUUGGAAUGCUAAAGCACGAGUAGGCAGUGCAUGAUGGCGCUGAGUGUGCAAGACGACGAGACGGCUCUGGAACUUUUCAGGAGAGCACAUCAUAAGCCAUUGCUCACCGGACUAGCCUUUUUCGACGAGGUGCCAGCAGGGAGUGGCAGCAGCAAGACCAAGGACAAGGGCGUCGGGCGGGGGGACGUGGUGGAGCUGUACGGCCCCAGCGGGAGCGGCAAGUCGGAGGUCUUGAUCAACGUGGUCGCGCGGUGCGUGAUGCCGGCUUGGCUAGGCGGGGAGGAGCGACCGGCGGUGUUUUUCGACAACGACGGCAGGCUGAGCAUACUGCGACUGGAGCAGCUUCUCAAGGGGAAGAUCUCGAACAACACGACGUUUCAGGUCAAGAGCGCCUCGGGGGGUGUCGGUGGUGGAGGUGGGACGAUCCACGCUUCUCCUUCACGCCUGCAGCAGCUCCAGAGUGAUUUAGAGGACGUGUUGAUUGGGUGUCUUCGGCGACUCCGAGUCGUCCGUCCCGCCGGGUUGUUCGAGCUCCUGGCCGCGAUUGAGGUGUUGAGGUUCGAGCUGGGGCACCGGCCGGCAGUCGUGGUCGUUGACGGGAUGGGCUCCUUUUUCUGGCAGGACAAGAUGGCCCAGAGCUGCGGCGGAGAGGCUGUCUCGAUGCAGGGGAUCGUGGCGAAGGCCCUCGUGCGGCUAACAAUGGAGCGGCCGGUCGUCCUCUUCGCUGCGAAGAACGGUAAGGACCUGGGGGACGCGGCGACGGAGCACAGGGAGUACCUCCCGCAGAUAUGGCAGCGCGCGGUUACGUUCAGGGUUCUCCUGCAACGAAGACAGAAGCGCCCACCAUCGCCCCGCCCGCCUCCGCAAUCGAGCGGCGGCGGCGGCGGCGGCGGGGCCCUGUCGCUCUUCACGGCUCGAGUUUUGAGUCUUCGCCUAGCGAAGGGUAACUACGGUGGCGGAGGCGGUUCUUUUAAGGCAGCCGCAGCGGGGGCGGGGCGAGUUGGUCGUUACGGUGCGGGGGGGGACGGCGAAUCGAGACCGUAUUUUUUCGUGGUGACGGACGACGGUAUACACGAUGUUCCUGCGGCGGCCACGCUGGGAGAAGGGGAGGGAUGGGAGGGGCGCUGACUGCCAUAAUCUCUCUGAAGACCAGAAAUGGCUGCUGUUUACCUUGCUGUCCACGCGUUGUUGGAUUUCGAGGGAGGUUAGGUAUGGUGUCUAUAUAGUGUAGAAGUAGACUAUAUCUAUACCUGCACCAAAGACUAUGAACGGCAUUCUUUUUUUGUUGUUGCAAAAGUAUAAAAAAAUUCACGAUCAAAAGAACAUUGGAAGUUGUAUGCAACCUACUGCUGUACAUCCAAACCAAAAUGGGCAUUUGAAAUGUGUCGGUGUUUUGAACACGAACGUCUCUUGGCUGCGGUCCUCUCUACAUGCCGGCCGUUGGUGCGUUCUCGCGUCACUGCUGUGGUUCUGUUGACUUUUUGUGCGUGGGAACGAGCAAUAUAUCUCGUAUUCUCAGUCCUGAAGCCAGCAGUUCUGUGAGGGAAUGGAUCGGUGUUGCUGGGUUGAGGAACAAACGUCCUCGAACUCUCGCGAGCGAGAGAGACAGAGAAAGAUCGUAUCUGUGCCGUCACUGCUUGGUUGCUGUUCGCCCCACAGCAGUACGUCACUACUUGCGCCGCAAUGUCGGAGGCGUUUCCGCACACCGGGGUGACAAGCACACAUAGACCUGCCUCGAGAGUGCCUUGCAAGCUUAGCGCGGGUGCGAAGGCCACCGUCUCGCUCUCAGCCUAUCGUACGCACCAGUUCCCUGUGCGCACCGCCGUGCAAGAGGCGGCAGUGGUUGACUCUCGACAUGGCGAUCGGUGAACAUGUGAGGUGGGCCAUAUCAGCAUGCUGCCAAGCCGCUGCUCUCUUCAUGGCGGUAGCUCCUGCUGCUCCUGCUGCUGUGGCUU